Molecule: messenger RNA, 5733 nt
Organism: Dicentrarchus labrax (European seabass)
Lineage: Eukaryota; Metazoa; Chordata; Actinopteri; Moronidae
Product: adhesion G-protein coupled receptor G2
Exons: 30
Coding region: 358-5241 (1627 amino acids)
Biological process (GO): adenylate cyclase-activating G protein-coupled receptor signaling pathway; cell surface receptor signaling pathway
Cellular component (GO): membrane
Molecular function (GO): G protein-coupled receptor activity
Source: RefSeq, a predicted model, not a curated record
AUACAGGGAAAUUAGUGGUGUACAGGAAUUGUUCUGGAUGAUAGUACAGCACAAUGGGCGUGUUCUGAUUUUGUAUAAAAUCCACUAAUUUCCAGUUCAUUAGAAGGACAAUUGUUGAGUGAGACUUACUUGAGGUAAAGUGAAUGCAUGCAAUGUUCACUUGUUCGAUUGACGUUUCAGGGGCGUGCCACAUGUGACAGCUAUUGAUCCUGUGUGUGAAACACACUCUCACAGGGAACUUACACAGCAGCCUGCUAACAGCAAUAGCAGCAGUGUCGAUUAAGAGGAGGAGAUGAAUAUCUAACGUGUUGGGGUUUGGCUUUUCUUUCAAGUGCUGGAUUUAGCCCAAGGAUAAUUAUGUUCCAUGAAAAUGAAAAUAAAGUUCCCAGCCGGUGUUCUGAUGGACCUUCAGGCUGGCACAUGUUUGCCCCUUCUGUCAGAAUGAAGAAGCCCAGCUCACAUGUCAGACAUCCACACUGGUUGUACAUACAGCUGCUGGUCGUCAUAUUGGCAGGUCAGGCUUCCUGUAAUCAGACCUCUGCUGCUCCUUCCCUUUUUUCUGCUACAACAAAUGCACCAACUUCAGUAUACUACUUUGUUCAUGUCACUGUGGAUGUCAAUGGAAAGGAGAAGAACGCAUCAGAAAUUAAGGCCUGGCUUGUCCAGGUGUUCCAAAACAACCUGGAGAGCUGCCUGUCUCCAAACCGUGAAGAAACAACUGCCCUACCUACCUCUCCACAAACUACAUCUGCAAGCACAUAUGAGACGACACUCAACACGACAGCAGCAACAUCACAAAGCAACAUCACAACUACAGCUGAAACAUCAACAACGUUACUAACCAACAACACAACUACAGCUGACACGUCAACAGCGUUACUAAGCAACAACACAACUACAGCUGCAACGUCAACAGCGUUACUUAGCAACACCACAACUACAGCUGCAACGUCAACAGCGUUACUAAGCAACAACACAACUACAGCUGCAACAUCAACAGCAUUACAAAGCAACAACACAACUACAGCUGACACGUCAACAGCGUUACUAAGCAACAACACAACUACAGCUGCAACAUCAACAGCGUUACUUAGCAACAACACAACUACAGCUGCAACGUCAACAGCGUUACUAAGCAACAACACAACUACAGCUGCAACAUCAACAGCAUUACAAAGCAACAACACAACUACAGCUGACACGUCAACAGCGUUACUAAGCAACAACACAACUACAGCUGCAACAUCAACAGCGUUACUAAGUAACAACACAACUACAGCUGCAAUAUCAACAGCGUUACUAAGUAACAACACAACUGCAGCUGCAACGUUAACAACGUUAAAACCCAUCAGCACAACUGCAGCUGCAACAUCAACAGCGUUACUAAGUAACAACACAACUGCAGCUGCAACCUUAACUACGUUAAAACCUGUCAGCACAACUGCAGCUGCAACCUUAACAACAUUAAAAUCCGUCAGCACAACUGCAGCUGCAACCUUAACAACGUUAAAACCCAUCAGCACAACUGCAGCUGCAACCUUAACAACGUUAAAACCCAUCAGCACAAGUGCAGCUGCAACCUUAACAACGUUAAAACCCAUCAGCACAACUGCAGCUGCAACCUUAACAACGUUAAAACCCAUCAGCACAAGUGCAGCUGCAACCUUAACAACGUUAAAACCCAUCAGCACAAGUGCAGCUGCAACCUUAACAACGUUAAAACCCGUCAGCACAAGUGCAGCUGCAACCUUAACAACGUUAAAACCCAUCAGCACAACUGCAGCUGCAACAAAUCAGUUAACCACAGUGGCUCCAACAACAACCUCUUUGCCCAAUUCCAGUGUGACCGCAAAGGUGCCCGGCAGUGGAGGAAAGGACAAUCCUAACCCAAAUUCCAAUUCAAUCAAGCGAGUAGCUCGUGAGAUUCUUGUUGCUGUGCCACAAACCAGUGGGGUUACCAGUGACAACACAACUGGCUUAUUUCAAGGAAUUGAGGUGACCUGCGCCAUGGAGACCGCAAUAAGAAACACCAACUGUACCCUGAUGCUGAAGCUGAAGCAGAGCAUACCUCCAUGCUGUAUCCUCCGCACGCUCUGUGCGGCCAACAAAACAUCCUCUAACAUCACUGUGGUGGGGAAAAAAGCAGACAGGACGAGUGAGCUGCAAAAUGAGUGCAAUAGCAAUCCACCGGAAGAAAACAGUUGCAUUUAUACUGGUCAAACUGGUGCAGCAUGUGAAGAGUCUGGGCCUGUAUAUAAGGUUGUUCAACACAACUCAACCCAAUGUGAAGAUAAGGAGAACGACAGCUGCAGCUGCUCUGCUUACUGCAAAAGAACUGAUGCAUACUAUACUUUCAAUGUAUUAUUAAAUGAUCCCACAAUGGAGGAUUUAAAUAUCUCGACCCUGAUUAAUAAUUUAACACAUCCACCAGCAUGCUCUUCGAAUGUUUCAUGUCCAUUGUCCAUCAUUGCAUCUGAAUACAAGGAUGCCAUUGUGAUCUGUGGAAGCCUACCAAUAAAUUGCAAAGUUAUUUUAAACUUUGCCCACAUGGUUCCUAUCUGCCCUCUGGCAGCGGCUGUGAUGAAUGUCAUUCAGUCGGAGGAACAAAUCACUUACAACGGAUUGGUGACUCGAGCAGCAAUUUGUGGAAAUUACAGCGACAAUCCACUAAAUUCCCAGCUAACAUAUGUUAAAGUCAACCUAAAGCCUGCUAACUUUUGUAUGACAAUUGAAGACUCUGACAUCCUUAAUUGCCAAAAUGGACAAAAUGUGCUUGUGCUGCUGGAAGAGGAGUGUGUUCCACAGCCGUUUAUCACACCCAGCCCACAUGUGACAACUGCACAACCUAACACCACCACCUCGUCUGUAAAUGUAACAUCAUCCCCACUGAACACAACUGCUGAAGCCCUGAAUGCUACCACCACUGCUCCUAAUGUCACAGCAACACUCAACACAACAACUAUAGCCCCAAAUGCGACAACCAUUGCUCCCAAUGUCACAGCAACACUCAACACAACAACUAUAGCCCCGAAUGCGACAACCACUGCUCCCAAUGUCACAGCGACACUCAACACAACAACUAUAGCCCCGAAUGCGACAACCACUGCUCCCAAUGUCACAGCGACACUCAACACAACAACUAUAGCCCCGAAUGCGACAACCACUGCUCCCAAUGUCACAGCGACACUCAACACAACAACUAUAGCCCCAAAUGCCACAACCACUGCUCCCAAUGUCACAGCGACACUCAACACAGCUACAACCACCACGAAUGUCUCUGUGACCCCAUCAGAGAUCCCAACAACCACAGAAUCAGCUGACAGCCAAGCCAAUGCACUGCUUGAGAUGACCAGGGAUGUGUCCAUGCUGAACUCCAGCCAGGUGGAUCAGCUGGUGUCUCAGCUGGAGAAUCUUUUAUCAGGCCCGAACGUCAGCCUGGCGCUGGGAAACACCUCUGUCCACAUCGUCAGCAAUCUGCUGGGUGCUUCUCCUGAGACGCUGUCCGACUCCUCCAACAGGAUUAUAGGGAUUGUUGACACAGUGGCAUUAAAGCUUGUCCUUGACGACCAGCCUGAGACCCUCUUGUCCCCGGCUGUUGCUGUGUCUGUGAAACCAGCAGAUGGCACCAACUUCCAGGAAACCUUUUUUUCCAUCUCAGACCCCAAUAAUGUACAGGUCCGUGGGGUUCCCAGGCUCAGAAGGAGUGUGAGAGCAGACUCCUCCAUCCCACAGGGCUCCAUCAGGCUGCCCCCAUCUCUCACACAGGACCUAACCUCCGAGCAACAGCAGCUGGCCUCCAGAGUCCAGUUCAAUUUCUACCAGGAGAGCACAGUGUUCCAGGAUAAAUCUUUGGGAGAACGCAAACUUAAUAGUGGGAUCCUGGGAGCGAGUGUGGCCAACCUGUCAAUCAAAGGACUGCAGGACGAUGUUGUAAUUCACCUGAGGAACACAGCACCCGUUCCGGGUAACUUUGUGGCUCAAUGUGUUUUUUGGGACUUUACAUUCAAUGACGGAUCAGGUGGUUGGAAUUCAAAUGGCUGUUCUGUCCGAAACAGCACAGACAAUGAGACAAUUUGUGGCUGCAACCAUUUAACCAGCUUUGCUAUCCUGCUGGACCUCUCCAGAGAGCCUUUAACCAGUCGUCUCCAGGCCACCAUCCUUACCUUCAUCACGUAUAUUGGCUGUGGAAUAUCUGCCAUUUUCCUGUCUAUCACGCUCCUCACCUACUUGGCCUUUGGGAAGUUGCGUAAGGACAUUCCAUCCAAAAUCCUAAUCCAGCUGUGUACGGCACUGCUGUUGCUGAACCUGGUCUUCUUGGUGGAUGCGUGGCUGGCGCUCUACCCGGACGCCGUGGGCCUCUGCAUCUCCACUGCCUGGUUCCUUCACUACUUCCUGCUUGUUACCUUCACCUGGAUGGGACUUGAGGCUGUCCACAUGUACCUGGCCCUUGUGAAAGUCUUCAAUAGCUACAUAUCACACUACAUGCUCAAGUUCUCUCUGGUCGGCUGGGGGGUCCCAAUGAUUGUGGUCAUUAUUGUCAUUGCGAUUGACAAGGAUAACUACGGCCUUGUCUCCUAUGGGAAGUUUCCUGAUGGCACUAGUGAUGACUUCUGCUGGCUGAAAAAUGACAUCGCCUUCUAUGUGGCAGUGGUGGCCUAUUUCUGUGUCAUUUUUCUCUUCAACCUUGUCAUGUUUACUGUGGUGUUGGUGCAGCUGUGUCGGAUAAAGAGGCAGAACCCUCACAAUUCGAGUCACCGCACCACAAUGCAGGAUGCGCGCAGUGUGGUGGGGAUAACCAUCCUCCUGGGCCUCACUUGGGGCUUUGCCUUUUUUGCCUGGGGGCCCGUUAACCUGCCAUUCAUGUACCUCUUUGCCAUCUUUAACUCCUUGCAAGGUUUCUUUAUAUUUGUGUUCCACUGUGCGGUAAAGGAAAAUGUGAGAAAGCAGUGGAGGACCUACCUGUGCUGUGGCAGAAUGAGACUAGCAGAAAACUCAGAAUGGAGUCGCACUGCAACACAGAAGACUGUGAAGAAGUCAUCAGUGACCAGAGUAACAUCUCUUCAUUCCUCCAACUCCUCCACGUCCAACAAUUCAUCCAACUCCUCUACUUUCCUCGUCAGCGACUCUUCAGAGCUUAACGGCAUUGGUAGCCCAUUUGAAGACAGAACAAUCACAGCUGAUGAAGACCCCAGUAUGGAUGUGAUCCUCAACGAGCUCAACAGCCAGCACAGAAACCGAUGAGCGCCCUGAUCCAAGAAGGACAGAACAGACUGUUUAGUGGAUCUGACUUGUAUAUAAUGUACAUUAAUAGAGAAUAAUUUAUGUACUGUAUAUCUGCAUGUCACAUGUAUUAUAUGACUUUUAAUGGGGCAAUGGAAGGCCCACAUUAUACAUGGCACUUGAUUUUUACACACUUAUGUUUAUACUUUUUUUAAUUUUACAAUCUUUAUUCCUUUGUACAGUGAUUUAUAUUCUGAUGCUGACUCAACAGACUGGUACCAGUCCAGUCCAACAUGUUAGAUUCAAUAUUGAGAAACUUCACAGACUCAGUGACCUUUAACGCCUGUAUGCUGCAGAUAAAUCCUACAUUUCUAAUAAGAAAGCUCUGUGUUGACAUUUUAUAAUGCUUGAAUAGCCUAUAUUAGUCAAAUAAAUGGGUUAACACGAAGUAGAGCUGUACAUUUACAGAUUUUGACUGUAAAUUAUAUCAAAUAAAAAAGAAUUACACUCACA